This is a messenger RNA of Magallana angulata, 2332 nucleotides long. RefSeq lists its product as uncharacterized. The record is from RefSeq and is a predicted model, not a curated record. Lineage: Eukaryota; Metazoa; Mollusca; Bivalvia; Ostreida; Ostreidae. Bases 622 to 1158 code for a protein of 178 amino acids. The transcript has 5 exons.
UUAUGGAUUUUUCAUUAAUAAUUAUUUAUCAUUCAGUGUUUUAUGGAUUUGUGCAUUGCGGAUUCUUGAAUUUAACAGUUAUUGUAAUCACAAUUCAGAAUAUCAGCUGACAAUAAACACAUAUACAGAACACAUUGUAUUUCUGAAUAAUUAUAGGUUUCAUAGAAAGAAAAUGACAGUGGUCACACACAUAUUACAUUAUAAUUAUGAAAUCAUGAAGUUCAUAUGUUUAGAUCAGCUGUAGAUAUUUCUAAUUUGCAAGCCUAUUGUAAGUGGCUAAAAAUUGGUAGACUAUUUACAUGCAUUUGUGUUGUGAAUUUGGGAAAGUAGCUCUUCAGUCUUCAGUUAGAAAUGUUCCUCUUCACAAGUAUUGGUCAGAAUAAAAGCAGGUAGAGAUUGAUGGCUAUCAUUACUCUCUGAUUAUUGUUAAUUUUUCGAGUUUAGAAAUUUCAAUUGAUACUUAUUACCAUGAUACUUUAACACCUUCUAAUCUAAAUACCUGUACAGGUACACUGAGUGUUUGUGCUCUUUUCAUAUGCAAUUGUGCACAUAUGUAGAGUAAACGCCGUAAAUCUGCAGUGCACAAGAGGGGUAGUGGAAGUAAAAAAAAAGUGGCAAGACAUGCAGUCUGCCGUCAAGAAGAAGGAAGCUCAACGGAGGAAAAACUUGACGCAAACUGGAGGAGGGCCUUCACAGCUCCCCAUGUUGAAGCCUUGGGAGGAGAAAAUAUUGCAGUUGAUUCCUCAGUCAGCCAUAUCUGGAAUUGAGGAUGGGGUGGACACCAGUGAAGUCAGGUCUUCCCCACAGAUGUCCCAAAAACCAAGUUGCCUUGAGAUACAGCCAUUUAUUGUCACUGAGGUUCCAGCUGAAGAACUUGAAAAUCUAGACACUAAUAGUGAUGUGCCAGUUGUCUCUCAAUCUGAAGAAGAAUCUUCUUUGUCAGAACCGUCUACUUCUAAAGGAAAACGGAAAGCUCAGACAUUUAAUGAGUACAGCUACGGAUCUCGGCGCCUCAUUGAAAUUGAGGAGGAGAAGCUUUCAAUCAAAAAGCAGAGACUGGAAAUUGAAAAAGAGAGGCUCGAGAUUUUGAAGAACUUUUAUGCUUUGUUUUCUUCUUCAAAUGUUCAAUCUGUUUGUAAUCUUUUGUCUGAGUUUUAAUUAGUAAUUUCAUUUAUACUUGCUUGAAACUUCCACCCUCUGUGAGACCAAUGUUUUUUUAUACCUCCGCUCCAAAGGAGAAGGGGUUAUACUGUUUUACCCUUGUGUGUCUGUCUGUCUCAUGACUGUCCUUUUGUUCAUCUGUCUGUCAGUAACGGUAAUUUCUGUCACAGUUUUUCAGCAACUAUUCAUCACAGAUGCUUGAAAUUGUAUCACACUAUUUGUUUAGGCAUGCCAGAAGUUAGGAUUUAUUUUUGUACCAAUCAGCUUUCUGUCAACUUUGCUCAUUUUGCAUAUUCACAUCAGAGCGGGGUAUUACUAGUGAAAAUUAAGCUCACAGAUAUCUUGUUCUGCCUUUUCUGACCAUUAUUACAAUUACAAUUACUUGUAUGGAAGCAGCAUUUUUAAUUUGCUGGUUAUAUUAAAUUUUAUUAUAAUUAUCCACCAUAUGGACUACAAUAUUUUUGUUUAUAUUUUAAAGAAUGUGAAAACAUUAAGUACAUGAAUGAAUUGUCUUGGAAAAUAGACUUUAUCAUUUUUAAAUUUAUCAAAUAACAAAUAAACACAUGCUAAAUUUCAAGGGACUCAAUAUAUUUCAUAAAUGUAUUUUAAGAGUACCAUCUGAAGACAACUUUAACAAUAAUACAUGCAUAUAAAAUGUAAAUUAAAAAGUACAGUAAGUCAUACUCUGGCAUUAUCUUGAUGUGUUGAACAGUAUUAAUUUUUUGAUUUACAAAAAAAAAAAAUUGAAAAUGACACUGUGGAUUAACAAAAAAAUGUUUCUUUGUAUGUGUUCCAGUUAGAUGGAGAAUUCAAAAAUGGAAUAUUACAAUUCUACAGUAAGAUGGCAGCUUUAAAUGAUAUCUCUCUUUAAAAAUAUCAAAUAAAACAAAUCUAAAACAAUAACCAAAUCGUUUACCAUAAUUGAGUUGACAAUGUAGAACAUGAUUUUUUAGAUAACAAAUUGGAAAACAUCAAUCUUAGAACACAUUUAACGUACUAACUUUUGUACAAUUCAAAGAUAAUGACCUGUAAGCAGAAAAAAAAUUAUCACUUAUUUAAAUAAUUAAAAUAUCAAACUACAUUUAACAGGGUGUUGCACAUUACUUAUCAAAGAUUACUAACUAUUGGACAGGCAAAUAUAUCAAAUAAACAGACAAUUCCACUAAAUAAU